CAGUCUGUAUUCAGUCAACUUAAAACAUACAUAAUUGGUUAAUAUUCAUUCUUAAAUAUAGUUUGCACGCGACAACGGACCGAGAAAGACAUACUUUUGGCACUCAAUUAAAAUGGAUACGUUGCCAAAUAAUCCUUUAUUUCGUUACAAUCCCGACACUUUAAUUAUGGUCAGGAAAAAGCAUAAUUUAGAAAAAAGCGAGGACAUGAAUAAAGUUAUCGAUAUACUCGAGGAUUGGAUUAAACAGCAGAAUCAUUUUAAGAAGACGGACUAUACAAGAGCAUACUUGGAGAACACGAUAAUAGUCAACAAAGGAUCCAUAGAAAGAGCCAAAGCCCAGAUUAGUAGGCUUUGCGCAUUGAAAUCAUUGUUGCCUACUUUCUUUGAUGGCUACAAGUCCCGAAGCGAUUUGCUGGAAACGAAAAAAUACCUUUUACAAGCCUGGUUGCCGAGAAUGACAGAGGAAAAUCACAGGGUCUACGUAGUUAGAGUUAGUAAUGGCGCAACGACGAAGUGUAUUCUAAACGUCUACAAAUUUGGCAUUCUGCUAAACGAGUAUUUACGAGCUCACGAUUACAAUGACGGUGUAAUAGUGUUUAUCGACUUCAGGAAUGUAAACGUCAUGGAGUUCGCUAGUAAUUUGAAUUUAGCGGAUCUACGCAAUAUCAUGACAAUAGCGAUGGAAGGAUACGAUGUGAGGGUUAAAGGUAUACAUUUCUUCACUUCAUCGAAAACAAUUGAUGUGAUUGUCAAUAUCAUGAAACAGGUUGUUAGUGCCAAACUAGGGAGUCGCAUCCACACGCACCUUACUUUAGAUAGCCUUUACAAGUACAUAACACCGAAUGAUAUAUUACCAGCUGAGUAUGGCGGGAACGAAGAAUCAUUGGACGAUUUAAGCGAUAAAUUAAUUAACACCUUUACGAAUGAAGAUAAUGUUAAAUUCUUUGCUGAGAUGGCCGAGGCUGGUGUUCAUGAAGCUUUGAGGCCAAAGGAUGGGGUGGCCUGUUUCGAUGAACAAUCUCUUGGUAUAGCUGGAAGUUUUAGGACAUUAAGUGUAGAUUAAAGGACAAUGCCCAUUUUCUUAGGGCGUUUGGGCCCCUAAAAAAAGUUGUCGGGUCAUGAUGGUUUUAACUUAAUUUGAUAGACAAGAAAGAUAUCGUUUCAUAUUCAGAAAACGAUUUUUAUAUUCUCACCCAGGUUUAAGAGAAAUCUGUUUUUUUCUGCAGCUAAAAUUAAGUUGUUAAUUGUUUUCUUCGAAAUCAAUAAUCGCUCUCAUCAUUAUUUACAGUAUUAAAUAAGUUCAUUGUGGUUAAUGUUGCUAGAAAUAAGCCCUUACGUACAUUUUAUUAUUAUUAUAUCCUCAUAAUAAUAAAAAAAUGAAAUGAAAAUCCAGAAGACGGCAACGAUAUUAUUGUUGUUGUUUUUAAAUUCGCCAAUAAGCAGGCAAAGAGCGUAGUCUAUACAGCCUAGUCUGUCGUAGUUAUAUAUUUUUUUUUUCAAUAAAAAGCUGGUGUGUCUCUUUUUAUUGCUUUUUGGGAGUUUUGACGUCAACUCGAUGAAUAGCACAUUGAGUGAGCGUGAAUUUCAGCAGACCUUUUUAUCUUGAAAAAAAAAAAAACAGUCACUGCUAUGUUAGCCACAGUUUUAUUCCAAUGCCUUUAAUAAUCGUGAACAACGAUUAUUGACGUUUAAUACACAAAACAAAACCCAAUUUAUAUAUUAUACAAUACAGUAAACUAUUAAAAAUACAUUAAAAUAAAACUUCAAGUGACGCUUCACUCGGGUUGCUGCCAAAAUUCUCUGAUCAUAUAUAAUAAGAAUAGAGUAAUUAAUUAAUUAGGUAGGCCAUUGAGAUUUUUACUAAUGGAAUCAAUAAUAUCUAAAAAUAUUAAAUAAUUCUUGUUUUUAAGUAAUAAUUAUUAUUACAAUAUAUAAAUAUUGAAUUGAACAAAAAUAAACUAAAAAGUCUGAAUUAUAACUAUUAGCUAAAUUUUUUUAAUUUGUUGUUCAAGUCACAGACAACUCUUUCGUUUGGCAGCUUAAAGGUUUACUAUAAGGCUUUAUGGGCUAAACCCUUUGCCUAUUGGCGAAUUUAAAAACUAUGGCACUCAGUUUUGGGUUGUUAUCAAAUAAGUAAUUUAUUUUUUUGUAAAACAAUACCAGGUUGAAAGAAAUGUUGAUACAUAAACUAAACAACGUGAAAAAAUAAGGCAUAGUUUUUCAAGUACAAAUAGUUUUGACAUAAAGUUGGCCCACUUUUGGGCAUUGUCCUUUGGCUAAGCUUAGUUAUUGGUGAGAUUAUAAAAUAUACUCUCGAGAAUAUAGGUGGCUAUUUAUUUACUUUUAUUUUACAAAACGAAAAUAAUUAGAUAUUAAAAAGUCAGAUAAUUAUGUACAAAAGCAUGGAUAAUUCAUACAUAAGUUUUCUUCACUGUGACUAAACUGACUUCACUUGUGACUAAAUAAAAAAAUUUAAAAGAUUUAAAGGAUUGUAAAUUGUUAUACAAAAAAAUCAGAAUCAAUAGGUUAUUGGUUGAUACUGGUUAAAAGGUGUCCUAACUUUAUCAUAUUAUUAUAUAGUAUAUUAUUGUACUGAGUAUACCUAGUAUAAUAUUAUUAUACAUACUACAUAUUUGUAGUUUAUUUUUGAGUUUAAUGUAUAUACGAUGAGUUGAAAUUUUGGGGGAUGUGCAAUGUUAUUUGGGCUAUUUAUAAUUCCAAUUAAAUGAUUGAGAAUUAAA
Molecule: messenger RNA, 2741 nt
Organism: Bombyx mori (domestic silkworm)
Lineage: Eukaryota; Metazoa; Arthropoda; Insecta; Lepidoptera; Bombycidae
Product: alpha-tocopherol transfer protein-like
Exons: 6
Coding region: 113-1063 (316 amino acids)
Cellular component (GO): membrane
Molecular function (GO): phosphatidylinositol bisphosphate binding
Source: RefSeq, a predicted model, not a curated record